Nymphaea colorata (pocket water lily) is the source of this 1567-nucleotide messenger RNA. Its product is annotated as disease resistance protein RUN1-like. Gene Ontology annotation, molecular function: ADP binding. Lineage: Eukaryota; Viridiplantae; Streptophyta; Magnoliopsida; Nymphaeales; Nymphaeaceae. The record is from RefSeq and is a predicted model, not a curated record. Gene Ontology annotation, biological process: defense response; signal transduction. Bases 82 to 1359 code for a protein of 425 amino acids. The transcript has 2 exons.
GGAGCAAAUUAUUCUCCUUCCUCAUCUCUUCCAGCCACUGAACUAACAAGGCCUUUGGAAUCAAGAAGGCCUUCUUCAAACAUGGCGGAGACCGGACUGUUUCAAAGAACUUCUAGUCCUGUACGAGAGCCACGGUUCGAGUAUGAUGUCUUCCUCAGCUACAGAGGAGAAGACACGCGCCAUGGUUUCACGAAGCACAUCUAUGAGGAGCUUGUCCGCAUGGGCGUCCGAACGUUCUUGGACAGUGUGGAACUGGAGGCGGGCGACAAUAUCGGAGAUCGCAUGUUCAACGCCAUCAAAGGGUCGAAGAUCUUCGUGGCCAUUUUCUCUGUGCAGUAUGCCCAUUCGAGAUGGUGCCUAAAGGAGCUAGCGGACAUCGUCAAGUGCAAUAGGCUGAUCAUUCCCGUCUUCGUCCACGUCAAUCCAGUGGAUGUGCAGAAACAGGAAGGAACCUUUGGCUCCCUGUUGCCUGGCUUUACGGAUCGUUUGGGAGCAGAGAGAGUCAAUGAGUGGAAGGAGGCUCUGAGGGUUGCAGGAAAUGCCCCUGGUUUCACGCUCGAUGAUGACAGGGAGGAGAAAGGACUGAUUGAGAAAGUUAUCAGAAGGAUCAUGGAAGAAUUGAAGAAUCCUCCCUUGGCGCUGCCAAAGCACCCCAUUGGGAUGGAACCCAAAGUGCAAGACGUGAUGAAGCUGUUGGAUGUGAAUGCCAAUGAUGUCAGGAUGGUAGCAAUCCAUGGAAAGCAGGGGAUUGGAAAGACGACUCUUGCAAAGGCCAUUUACAAUCAAAUAUUUCUCAAGUUUGAUGCUUUUUUCUUUUUUCCGGGUGUCGAAGAAGCUUCAAGAACAGAUGGUCUUGCGUCUCUCCAUAAGCAACUUACCUGCGGACUUCUGAAAGUGAAAGAAGAGCCAUUGAUGAGUGAUGUUGACGAAGGGAAGAAUGCGAUCAAAGAAAAAGUCAGUAAAGGAAGUGUUUUCAUCGUUCUGGACGAUGUCAGUGACAAGAACCAGCUCGAUGCACUGGUGGGUGACAAAAACUGGUUCCGUCCAGGUAGUAGGAUCAUUAUCACCACCAAGGAUGACUCUUUCCUGGAUGCCGAGAUGUACAAGAAAUACUCACCAAAAGAAUUGGAUGAUGAAGAAGCGCUUCAGUUGUUAUGCUACUAUGCUUUCGGGAAAGUGGCACCACCCGAGGAAUACUUUCGGCUUUCAAAGCAGGCUGUUGCCCUCUGCCAUGGACUUCCUAAAGCUCUGGAGAAGCUAGGAUCUUUGCUUUCAGACAGAACAAGUGAGGAGGAAUGGGAUGAUAUGUUGAACAAACUCGAGCGGUCACCUCCAGAUUCUAUUCUGCAUUUGGUAUAGAUAUGCUGGCAGCUAAUGAAAUAAUCCAAUAUGCAUUCUGUUGUGUUGGGGAUGGGAAAUUAAAGUCUUUCUGCAUCUUUUCUUGUAAAAUUUAUGUUCAUUUCUUCAUACCGUUGUGUUACGCCAAAGGAUUUCAUGUAUAAGAACUAUAAAUUGAGAUGGCCAAUUACUUGACCUGUGGUUUCCAUUUUGAUGCUUCAUGGUUGCA